This is a messenger RNA of Paramuricea clavata, 1382 nucleotides long. NCBI's taxonomy places the organism in Eukaryota, Metazoa, Cnidaria, Anthozoa, Malacalcyonacea, Plexauridae. The record is from the annotation of a GenBank genome assembly.
AUGUCACACCCGGAUCGCAUGGCUGAAGAAUAUGUCAACUUCAUUGAACGACACACUGCCCCCCGCGCCAUGCCACUCGACGAAAUUGCCACAGCUACACGUGCAGAUAAGACUCUGUCCACGCUCGUGACUUGUUUACGUACAAACAAGUGGUCCACCGAAAUUCUGACGUCAUUCAAACACAUCAAAGACGAAUUGACAGUCACUAACAACGGCAUUAUCCUGCGUGGACAUCGAAUUGUCAUCCCCCAAGCUUUACAACAACGCGCGAUCGACAUCGCCCACGAGACGCACCUUGGUCUAACCAAAACUAAAGCAUUAAUUCGCGAAAAAAUCUGGUUCCCGAAUAUCGACGCCAUGGUUAAAACAACUCUUGAUCGCUGUUUAACUUGCCAAGCCCUUGGCCGACCCGGCCCACCAGCACCAAUCACCCCCACCACCAUGCCUGAUGGACCUUGGCAAACUGUUCAUGUCGACUUCUAUGGUCCUCUACCCACUGGAGAAUACCUUCUUGUCGUUGUAGAUAGAUAUUCUCGGUUUCCCGAGGUCGAAAUUGUCCACUCCACGAGAGCCUCUACUGUGAUACCAAAACUCGACAAGAUCUUUGCCGUUCAUGGCAUUCCUACCCUUCUCAAAAGCGACAAUGGUCCCCCUUUCAAUGGCGAAGAAUACCAACGCUAUCUCACUGCCCUUGGAAUAAAGGCAAUCUUCUCUACUCCCAAAUGGCCCCAAGGCAACGCUGAGGUAGAACGCUUCAUGCAACCCUUGGGCAAAUCCCUGAAAGCUGCUAAACUUGACGGUCGUCCAUGGAAACAAGAGCUAAGUCGUUUCCUGUUGCACUAUCGCACCACACCGCAUUGUACCACUGGUGUUCCGCCCUCUGAACUGUUAUUUAAUCGCCAAGUUCAAGGAAAACUUCCUAUUUUACAAAACGCAAUCUCGUUAACCGUCACAACGAGGCUCGGGAAAAGAAAGGUGAAAGACAACAAUAUAACAAACGUUACGCUGAUGAAAAGAGAAACGUUAGAGAAAGCCCAAUAAAAGUUGGCGACUACGUUUUGUGGAAGCAAGAGAGACGGAACAAACUCACCCCUAAUUUCAAUGAAACACCCCACAUUGUCAUCUCGCGAAACAACAACACGGUGACAGCACGUAGUCAGACAGGACACACUAUAACUCGCAAUGUAUCACACUUCAAGCCAAUACCGAAGCCAAAGAUUGAUGUUCAAGUCGACGACGACGAUGACAGUGAAACGUAUGACGCGGAAAGGACCGAACGAGACAGAGUUGACACUAGUAACCCUGAGCCAAGACGAUCGACAAGGAAUGUCAGGCAACCAGAACGAUAUGGCGAGGGAAUUCCCUCGUCGGUAAUUAGAUAA